UGUUUUAUUUCAGCUCACAAUGCGUUCACGUCUCCACCAGACGCUUUCAAAAAAGCUGAACGCGUUUUGCGACCACUGUACGCUCCAUGGGGCGUAUUACCUGAAGAAAGGAAAAGGCACUGUCGUGCUGUGGAGCCUCAUAAUUGUGGCUGGCUUUACGCUGUGGGGCGUGCUUGGGCACAUGAUCUAUCAGAAGUAUAGCUCCGACCCCACCGUCACUGUGGUGGAGUCCACCUACUACGGAACUGACCAGAUUCCCUUUCCAUCAUUCAUGAUAUGCGACCCAAUGCCACUGUAUGGACCUAAAGCGGGGAACGUAUCUCGUAUAUUGUAG
This is a messenger RNA of Cydia strobilella, 334 nucleotides long. RefSeq lists its product as uncharacterized. The transcript is spliced from 2 exons. Lineage: Eukaryota; Metazoa; Arthropoda; Insecta; Lepidoptera; Tortricidae. Gene Ontology annotation, molecular function: sodium channel activity. Gene Ontology annotation, cellular component: membrane. The coding region runs from base 20 to 334 and encodes 104 amino acids. The record is from RefSeq and is a predicted model, not a curated record. Gene Ontology annotation, biological process: sodium ion transport.